UAAAACAAUCUCAUUGCUCACGACGGCGCUACAGGUUUUCUCCUCAUCUUCGGUACCGCAUUCGUCCGCUGCCAGACUGCCGUUUCCUUUUUGCAGCUGAAAUGAAGACUCGGUACACGUAACUUUGUGCACGGGUCUCUCCAUCAGUUUUUGCACAUCUGAAUCUUUUGCCUAUAAAAACUAAAGUAUUUUUUUUUUACUGUGUUGAAGUGGAAACGAACAAAAUCGGAACCGGCUGAAUUCUGACACAUCACGGAAUGAAAUCAAACGAAACUAGCAGCAAAAGAGGACUUUGGAUGAAGCUCUGUAACGAAUGAAUUAGGGCUGUAAACAGGCGGAGGAACUCCUUCAACUGCCUUACCUCUGCACAUUCCGCACCACCACUAGUGGUCAGCUCGUGUUCUGCUAGUCCGCAGUGAUUUCCUUUGUCUUAAAGGACAAGUAGGUGUCAUCAGGACAGUGCUCAAACACUUUCAAAUCUAAACAUGGUGGAGACUUUUGAUUUGUCAUGGCUUGAUUAUGGAGAAGGACUGAACUCAACUGAGAACGUCACUGACUACAACUCAACUGACUGGAACACAGAUGAAGGGAGUCAUUUGAAGCUCCAAGCUAAGCAUAUCCUUAUUGUGUUCUUAUACACUCUGAUUAUAGUGUUGGGAGUCCCGGGCAAUGCUAUAGUCAUUUGGAUUACAGGAUUUAAAAUGAAGCGCUCUGUCAAUUCAGUCUGGUUCUUAAAUCUGGCUUGUGCUGACCUCCUUUGCUGCCUCAGCCUCCCUUUUAUGAUGUAUACAAUCAUUCAUGACCACCAUUGGCCCUUUGGAUUGCACAUGUGCAGGGCGGUCCCUGGCUUCAUUCUCAUUAACAUGUUCUGCAGCAUCUUUUUGCUUGCUGUCAUCAGCUUGGACCGUCUAAUCCUAGUAGCCAAACCUGUAUGGUGUCAGAACAACCGGAACGCCCGCCGUGCCAGUGUGACAUGUAUUCUGGUCUGGAUACUGUCACUGCUCCUCAGCCUUCCAGUAUUUAUUCACCGUAGAGAAAUCAAAGAUAGCCUUAGUGACAAGAUCAUCUGUGAUCCUGGCUUCAGCAACUUUGGUCACAAUGCCCAGGCCAUAGAGCUUGGGAUGAGAAUCUAUCAGUUCCUGGUGGGCUUCCUCUUCCCAUUUGGUUCCAUCACAGUUUGUCAUUUCUUCAUAUUUCGACGAGUGAGUCAGAAUGGCCGAGGAUUCGGUAACAGGACAAAGAAAACAGUGCGAGUGAUCUGUGCAGUGAUUGUCACCUUUUUUGUUUGCUGGCUGCCAUAUCACAUCAUGAGUCUCCUGAUUGCAGCCACCCCUUCCACCUCCCCAUGGCACUUCCACCUGCUACACAUUGACUUGUUUGCGCUCACUCUGGCCUACUUCAACAGCUGCCUCAACCCCCUGCUGUAUGUGUGCAUGGGCCAGGACUUCAAGGAGCGCAUGCGCAAGUCCCUGAAGAGCGUCAUGGAGAACUUCAUGAACGAUGAAGUGCCUUCUCAUUCUGUGGCCACCUUCACCACCAAGUCCUCCUCAAUAAGUGAUCAAUCAACUCAUAUCUGAUGGAGAAGAAAAAGAUUGAGGGACAGAGGCAUCAACUGCCAUUUAUAUGGAGGGAUGAAGUGCACCAUCAGCCAAUGCAUAUGUCCUUCAUGUACAUAGUGACUUAGCAUUGUUUGCCAUAAGUGCUGCCAUGAGACUAAUUGGGGCUGACAAGAUGAGGGAUGUUUUUUCCAAAACAGAAUAAAGACUGCAUUGCUUUCAUUUUCCUCAGAUGCUUCACUUUGAAAUCAUGCCAGCCAAAUACAUGAACAGCGCGUACCAAACAUAUGAAGAUUUGUGUCACAUUCUGCUUUUAAGACAUAAAGGGCGUGAAGCAUCGCAAUGAGUAAAACUAUGUGGCUGACAUCUGAAUGAAGCUCCUGCUUUUCAUAAAUUACUUUUCCAUUUUAUGAUUUUUUUUUUAAUAAUGAAAAAAGAAUAACUAGAUAAACGUGAGGCGUAUCAAAUUCUACGUUGAUGUCGAUCAAGCUGGGAUCUGAACCCGGAUUUGUUGGGUUGAAUGGCCUGUUCUAAUUAAAUUAACGUUCUAUAGAGUAAUGGGGCAGAAUAAUGGCGUCAGGACUGGGGCAAUCUACCUCUUUAACUAAUCAUGAAAUAUCUUGUACUAAUAUUUUGUACGUCUCUUGUACAACGUGUGUCUGAUUUGUAUUAUACACGUGCUGAUUGAUAUGUUAGUCUUUACUGAGAGAUAAUCCAAUAAAGAAGAAAGACCUCCUUUAGA
This is a messenger RNA of Polypterus senegalus (gray bichir), 2298 nucleotides long. Its product is annotated as C5a anaphylatoxin chemotactic receptor 1-like. Lineage: Eukaryota; Metazoa; Chordata; Cladistia; Polypteriformes; Polypteridae. Gene Ontology annotation, cellular component: plasma membrane. The record is from RefSeq and is a predicted model, not a curated record. Gene Ontology annotation, biological process: positive regulation of cytosolic calcium ion concentration; complement receptor mediated signaling pathway; phospholipase C-activating G protein-coupled receptor signaling pathway. Gene Ontology annotation, molecular function: complement receptor activity; G protein-coupled receptor activity. The transcript is spliced from 2 exons. The coding region runs from base 486 to 1577 and encodes 363 amino acids.